This is a messenger RNA of Paramisgurnus dabryanus, 3021 nucleotides long. RefSeq names its product myelin-associated glycoprotein-like. Gene Ontology annotation, biological process: cell adhesion. NCBI's taxonomy places the organism in Eukaryota, Metazoa, Chordata, Actinopteri, Cypriniformes, Cobitidae. The record is from RefSeq and is a predicted model, not a curated record. Gene Ontology annotation, molecular function: sialic acid binding. Gene Ontology annotation, cellular component: plasma membrane.
CAAAUCAUCAAGGUGAUACGGAUAUUCAGCACCUGGACUGCUCUCUGCUAUGAAAAAAGGUCAGACGUCAUUUAAUGACAGUAUGGAGUUCUGGGGACCUCCUAAAAUGAUUCUUCUAACUGCUCUGUUAAAUGGUGUUUGGUGUAGAGAUUUUAACAUCAGUCUGCCGGGGAGGACUGACGCUCUGAGAGGAUCAUGUGUCAUCAUAAACUGUGGAUUCGAUAUUAAUAACACAUAUGACAGAUAUCUCAAUGACAGUGCAUUGGGAGUGUGGUAUAAAGAUGGUCAUCAAGCAAGUAAUCUAGUGUUUAAUUCCAGCAGCCCUAUAAACACCUUUAAAGGAAACAUAACCGGAAAAUUGAAAAACAAAAACUGUACCACCAUCUUUUAUAACGUUAGUUUAAAUCAUAAUGGCACAUUUUUCUUCAAAAUUGAUGGUGGAUUGAAAUGGACGUAUGCGGAAAGAUCUGCUUUAAUAGUUGUUAAUGAAUCUCCUCCGAAACCCACAGUGCAGAUGUUUAAGGAUCAGAUGGAGGUUGAGGGUCAUGAGGAGGUGUUAGAGGGGAGCUCUAUGUGUCUGCGCUGCUCUGCUAAGACUCUCUGCUCCUCUUCUCCACCAACUCUCACAUGGAGCUCCACUGACAGACUCCACCUCAAUGAGAGCAGCAGACUACAGCUGGAUCAACAGAAACAAACUGAGAUCAUCUCUGAUCUGAACUUCACUGCUACUCACCUUCAACAUGGAGUCACUUUCAUCUGCACUAUAACCUACCAGCUACAGCAGAGGAACACAACAGCACAGAGCAACAUCACAUUACGUGUUCAGUAUGCCCCUAAAGUAUCUUUCUCAUCAAGCUGUACCCAUAGGGAUGUAACAGAGUAUUUGUGUAAGGCUCAUGGAAAUCCCUUUCCUAAAGUGGAGUGGCGUCUAUCUGGACGUCCUGUCAGUAACUCUACAAACACAUCCAUCAGCGAGGAGCGACUGAGCGGCACAGAUUUGAGUAGCUUCAUUACUCUCCAUCAGUCACUUACACACACAGACACUCUGCAGUGUGUUAUCAUCAACACUCACGGCACUGCCAGUCAACAGAUUCAGUUGGUUCUCUUAGUCAAAGAAGGUAACCACCCUUACUCUUUCCUGCUUGGAGUUGCUGGUGGGGCUUCAGUGAUGAUGCUUUUAUGGCUUAUACUUCUCUGUCCAAGCAGAAAGAAACACAAAUCUUCAAAAACAAGACAAGAAGAUACACUGAGUGUCAGGGAGAAUGAAGAAGAGUCUGUUUAUGUCAGUGAAGGUAUGCUGUCACCUUAUGGAGCUACUAUACCGAGUAACCAAGAAUCCCUCCAUUAUUCCUCCAUUGACUUCACAAACAACGAAACAGAGUCGGGAGAGAUCAGGGGCAUCUCCUCACUUACAACUGACUAUGCUGUUGUGCGACAUUAUUCGGCACCUUGCUCUUCUGACCCUCAGUCCAACAGCAACACCUCACCAGACGUGAUGGAUUCCUAGAAAAAUAUUUCCAUACCAGGAAAGGAAUCCCAGAUCAGAGAACUUUCCACCCAUGCAGAAGACACGACAUAUGAAAAUAUCACCCAUCCCAAAUUUGCUCCUGGGGAACCACCGUCGGUCAUGCAUGGAGAUGAUGUCACAAAACAAGCUCUGUAAAAACAACAACCCCAAGUUGCUUACAUUGUUAAAUUCUGAUCUUAACGCAAAAGUGAAACAAUGCUGCCCAGACAGCUAGAAUCACUUCAAUCUACAAUAUGUGAUCUUUAAAUACAAAUUACUUGGAGUUUGCAUGUUCUCCUUGUGUCAGCGUAGGUUUACUCUGGGUACUCAAUUUUCUUCCCACAGGCCAAAAACAUGCAAGUUAGGUAAAUUGGUUAUACCAAAUUUCCCCUUCUCAACCUUUGUAUAGAUUUUUUUAGUGGGUGAAUUUGUGUAUGGAUUAACCGGUUCUCGCCAUGAAUAUAGCCAUAGAUGCUGGAAUGGCGUGAAGAAUAAAUAAAGAAAUACAAAUUUCUUAAAUAGGCCUAAUUUAUAUUUUUCAAAAUGUGUUAUAAGAUCUACCAAAUCGAAUGAACUGGAAUAUAAUUAGUUUUAGAUAGAUUAUAAAGUUAGUAUAAUCAUCAGAACACAACGCAAGUCAUUAAAUAAAGAAAGAGCAGCCAAUAAGAGCCCAGAAUAGAUGGGAACUCAUUCAGUACUAUUUAAAAAUUAUCCCAGGGUAAGACCUGAAAAAGUUGGAUUGAAACAAUAUGUAAAUUUACUUGCAAAUUCUAGGCAAAGGGUGACCACAUUAGUGAUGCAAAAUAAAACAUAUUUUGAUUUGUUUUGGAUUGCUUUAGUUACAACAAAUUCCCACAGUAAUGUUUGUGAUAAAGGAAUGAAAGAGUAAUGUAGAAAAAAAGAGUAAGUGACCCUAAACCUUAUGCCCUGUAAUUUUUUUACAUUUGGAGAAUCUAUAUUUUAUAUCUUUUGCCUUAAUAAGGGGCACAAUUGAGAAUUAUGUUUUUGUACUAUAUUUUAUUAUAGACAAUACAGAAAGCUGAUUCAAUUGUGUAAUUUCUACGCCAUGUUUGUAAAGAUUUCCCAAACACGCCUCCAACUGUCAUAGACUAAACAAAUAGAUAGCCCGGCCCUUAACCCAUGCCAUUUUGUUAAGCUAAUGAUGUUAUAUCAGGCUGGAAAGGAUUCUUAAACAAACAGAGCAAUGUUUUUAUAGUAACAAGUCACAGAGUUUGCAGGGCCAAGAGGCACUGGUUUAGAUUUUGUAAAUAAAGAACGACAAAGUAUAAAGAUCUUUAUUCACAGACAGGAUCUGAAGUGUUAUUUUUAAUGUGGACAGAAAGCUGAUUGAGAAAUGACUGUUUAAAUACAAUGGCCAAUUUAAUCUGCAUCGUUGCACGUCAUCAUUACAUUUGCAUAAAGACAUUUGCGUUUACUAUGCAUUUAAGAGAACCAUACCCUGACCACGUCCUGAGAUGGAGUCAGCUUGGUUCACUUAAAAGUUUUUUUGGAAC